UAAAACCCCGUCGAGCAGCAACAACAAGUGAUUAAUUUUCGCAUCGCUCCUGUCUACUUUGGCUGUUCACUACCUAUAGUCUCUGCUUCACGAAAUCUGCUUAGAAACAUAGCCAUCAUGGCCACAACCCAAACUGCACCUCAGACAGCUCCUACCGCGCCCACCAGCCUAAAAAGUCUUCCCUGGCCUUUCCCUAUCGACUUCCUCAGAAACCAUACCAUUGAUGAGAUUCUUGAAGAUCGCAUGGUGGCUCGUGCCAAUUCAGCAGCCAACUAUGAGCUGGCAGAAGUUAAUGAGAAUGCAACCGUUGCGCAGGCAUUUGACAAACUCCGCGCAGACGAUGUCACCGCCCUUCCCUGUUUUCGCGAGGAAGGUGGCAAAAAAGAGUACACCAAUAUGAUCAAUAUUCUCUCCCUGGCCGCUUAUACUAUCUUUAUGACUCUCUGGGACGAAUUGGAGGAUAGAGAUUUCCGCAAGGCAGAGAGCGAAGCGGAACGAGACGAGCGACGUGCCCGCAUGGUCAAGGAGCACAUGGACAACUACUUUACGCGGCCUGUAAAAGAUGUGAUUGGCUUUCAUGCCGAGUCCUUUAAACUCCAUUCGCUUCCCCGUACAGCCAGCGUCCUCGAUCUAGUCAACAUAAUGAAGGACGGAGUUCACCAUGUCCUGAUUCCGCCGCAAGGUGACCAAGAAGCGGAUAUCGUCAGUCAGGGUGAUCUGGUGAGGUGGUUAACCAGCGAAAAACAUGACGAUUUGAGUUUGAGGCAGCUGUGGCAGAUUGGAGUGGAUACUGCUACAACGUAUGCGUUGAAGUUUGAAGGCGACGGUGAUCCGAACCAGCUCAAAUAUCCCGACGGUCGGUGGACGGGGCGACAGAGGCGAUACGCUCUGCACCUUCCUGACAAUCUGCAGGCUGUAGUGGCGUUCAAGUCCAUGAUGGUCCAUCACUUGUCUAGCGUCGCUAUCGUUGAUUCUAAAGACGGCACCAUUAAAGCCAAUCUUAGUGCUACAGAUCUUCGUGCCAUCACUCCCGACAAUGUUCUGGACGUGUUCCGUCCUGUGAUGGAGUAUCUUUCGACACUACCUGAUCGUCGUGAGGAGCCUGUAACCAUCAGUCGGCAUAAUACGAUCAAAGACGCAAUCAACAAAUGUCUUCAAUAUGAUGUCCACAGGGUUUGGGAGAUUGAUGAUGAGACCAAGAAGCCGAUGGGAAACUUUUCGUUGACAGAUGUGAUUUGCUGUUUGUUGCCGUUGGAUGCUCCAAAGGAGGAGUGAGUGCGGUUUCCUGCACUGGUAAUUUUCAUUGUGUACAUAUCUUGCUUCUGCUGGUAUUCGAGAGCCAUUUGUGCAUGGGAUAAAUCGCUGUUAAAAACAUGCCAUAUGUAUAGCUUUCUGCAAUCAAUGAUGGGGUUAACUCGGU
Messenger RNA from Spizellomyces punctatus DAOM BR117, 1420 nucleotides. RefSeq lists its product as uncharacterized. The coding region runs from base 118 to 1275 and encodes 385 amino acids. The record is from RefSeq and is a predicted model, not a curated record. The transcript is spliced from 6 exons. Lineage: Eukaryota; Fungi; Chytridiomycota; Chytridiomycetes; Spizellomycetales; Spizellomycetaceae.